Lasiosphaeria miniovina is the source of this 1324-nucleotide messenger RNA. RefSeq names its product Metallo-dependent phosphatase-like protein. Bases 1 to 1161 code for a protein of 386 amino acids. The record is from RefSeq and is a predicted model, not a curated record. Lineage: Eukaryota; Fungi; Ascomycota; Sordariomycetes; Sordariales; Lasiosphaeriaceae. The transcript is spliced from 3 exons.
AUGGCUAUGUCGUCUGUAUCAUUACGAAAGACUCGCCGUACCAGAUUUGUUUGCAUUAGCGACACCCAUAAUGCCACAAUUAAGCUGCCAAAAGGCGACGUCUUGAUCCACGCUGGAGACUUGACAAACCAAGGGAGCUACUCAGAACUAUCCAAGGCUACCCAAUGGCUAGAGAGCGCAGAUUUCGAGGUCAAGAUUGUCAUUGCCGUCGAAUGUUCGUCACUACUCACAUCCAGCCGCACAAUCACAUACCUUCGCCACAGUUCGGCAACUAUCCGGCUCAGUAAUCCGGCCGGGCCUAGGACCGAGUUUACGGUUUUCGGGUCUCCGUAUAGCCCCCGGAAUGGUCUUUGGGCAUUUGGCUAUGACCAAGACAGUGCUACUUCCGGAGCGCAAACGGUUGACACGAUCGGAAAAAGCGCGUCAGAAAUCUGGGCUGCUAUCCCGAGAAAUACUGACAUACUUAUCACUCACACGCCGCCUCGCAACCAUUGCAAUGGCGGUUCUGACCGCAAUAACCAAUUAGGCUGCGAAGAACUGCGGAAAGUAAUUGGGCGCACUCGCCCUCGACUUCAUGUAUGUGGCCAUAUUCAUCGGGCCCGAGGCGCUGAACGAGUGACGUGGAAGUUAGGCAACCCCGACUACGAAGAUGGCACAUGUGCUGAAGUUGCUGGCGUGGAAUACUGGGAAGACCCAAGCCCUGGUAGCCGGUCUGCAAAGAUCAGUCUUGUUGACCUGACGGAUCGCGGCGUAAAGAGGUCUCCGGAUCCUUGGCUGGCAUCAAACGCAGCGGGACUUGCUGAAGAAAAUCCAUCGGACAACUUCAACUCGCCACACCAGGCUGGAGGAGGCCUAAUUUGCCCGGCACUCUCCGGGUCGGAGUCGCAGCCCGCUACAAGGCCAAGCGAUCAGGCCGGGCAGGACGGCGAUCUUGGGACCAGGUCCAACCAAAGCCCCGGCUGUAGCCCGGGUACCGGCCCUCUGGGUUCCCAGGGAGCAGGUUCAGUCCAGGGUAACCCGGCGGAACCACCGGAUCGGAUGAGCCGGCGGGAGACUUGCAUUGUCAACUGCGCCAUUAUGGCCAGUAACUGGCCACACGCGGGGGGGCGGCGAUUCAAUAAACCAAUUGUUGUCGAUUUGGAUUUGCCGGUCUGGAGAUGAAAAGGCUCAGUUCUCCCUUUUUCAACAAGCUACAUUGGGGAUUGGCUACCGGUCAGGAGAGGAAUCCGGUCAGCUGACCCCCUAUCGCCAUAUGGGAGGUAAAUGCUGAUGUGUUGGCAACGCCCAAGUCGAUGCCCUGAUCGGUCGUCCACUGAGACCACUG